This is a messenger RNA of Phyllotreta striolata, 5689 nucleotides long. NCBI's taxonomy places the organism in Eukaryota, Metazoa, Arthropoda, Insecta, Coleoptera, Chrysomelidae. The record is from the annotation of a GenBank genome assembly.
AUUUGAUUUGAUUGAAAAGUUGACAGAUGAUUCUAAUGGAAUUCAAGAUAUUACCGCAAAUCUUUUAUCAACAUUUUUGUGACAUUACAAGUGUUCUUUGAUGUAUUUUUUUAUACAGGUGUACGAUUUUUUACCAUGUAAAAUUAUCAAUCACAUGAGAAUUGAGCUGGCGAUUUCUGAUUGGCUGACACUUUAGCGUUAUCUCGCCUUAUCUACUCCUAGCAUAGGAAAAGAAAGGCUAUGGGGUUCCCAGAACCCAGAAUAGAAUUUUUGUAAACCAACACCCAUUCGCCAUUCGUGAUAAUAUUAUCGUGAUUAUAUUGUAUAUUAUAUUAUCUGUGAUAAUUCUGUUUAUUUAUCAGUGCAAACACUGUAAUAGUGCAAGCAGUUAUCAAAUAUACAGUGAUUCGCAUUUAUAUUUUAAACAAAACUAGCAAGUGGCCAAAUAGGACUUCGAAAUGGAGUUGGAAUUGAUUCCUAGGUGUUACCAAUUGGAAAUGAUGAAAAUAGCGUUGGAAAAAAACACCAUCAUCUACCUUCCGACGGGAUCUGGCAAAACCUACAUAGCUCUUAUGGUUUUGAAGAGCAUGAGUGAACCGCUUACACGAUCUUACAAUGAUGGAGGAAAAGUCACAUUCUUUUUGGUGAACACUGUGGCCUUGGUGGAUCAGCACACAGCCUAUCUAAGAAGCCACACUAACUUCAAAGUAGGCCGCUAUUCCGGUGAGAUGAAUCUCGACGGUUGGUCUAAAUCGAAGUGGCUCGAGGAAAUCAACAAGCACCAAAUAAUCGUGAUGACCUGCCAGAUUCUAGUGAAUUUGGUCAUUAAAAAUUUCAUAGAUUUGAACAAAUCCAAUUUAUUGAUCUUCGACGAAUGCCAUCGAGGUGUGAAAGACCACAUGAUGAGGCAGUUAAUGAAAGUGUUCGAAAUGCUGAACGAUCCACCGAGGGUGUUGGGCCUUACAGCCACCUUAUUGAACGGGAACUGCGAGCCCUCGAGAGUGAUGGACGAAGUGGUGUUUCUGGAGGAAACCUACCACAGCAAAGUUGCUACUGUGGAAGAACUGGAAUUGGUUUUGCAAUAUUCCACCAAUCCCAAUGAAUGUUUCUCGAUAUUCGAGACUCACGUGCCUGCAUUACUGGAAACCAGUGUUAUCAAUUCGUUGAGAGAAUUUCAGACGUUGAUCAAAAAUACGCGCAUAGAAUCAAUGAAGUUUCCUAUCAAAUUAAACGGCUUGGUGUCGUUGAAGUCCGAAAAAUGGCCUUCUAAAAUUUGCAAUUUGAUCGACGAUUUAGUGUUUCACAUCGACACUCUGGGCAUUUACGGGGGUUACUUAGCGUGCCUUUCCCAUAUCGUACAAUUAGAACGGUACAUAAUAUCCCUAGUAAUCAAACGGAAGUACCCCAAUAAAUCUCGUUGCAGGUUAAAGAAGCAUUGCGAAGAUCUGAAACUGUUUUCCAUACUAAACAGCCUUCAAACUAAAAUCAACUACCUGGGUCAGAAAUUCAAAAUCGAAAUAGACAAGUACGAGAAAAGGGAGUCGAUCGUCCGGUGCUCUUCCCACAAAGUCGCACAGCUACUCAACAUCCUGAAGGAGUACAAAGCCAAGAGCAAAGAAGACCUCUGCUGCAUCAUCUUCACGCAGAGGAGAUUCACCGCCAAGCUAAUCUACCUGCUAUUGAAAGAUCUAAGCGAAAGCCACCCGGAUUUCGAGUACAUCAAACCGAAUUUUUUGGUCGGAAACCGAAACGUCCCGAUCAACGACACCAGAGAAGCUCUGUUCAUCAACAAAAUGAACAAAAAGGUUUUGACCGACUUCGCUCAAAGAGAAUUGAACGUACUGGUCUCUUCGAACAUCCUAGAAGAGGGCAUCGACAUACCCACGUGCACCUUGGUGAUCAGAUACGAUCCGGCCAUGGAUUACAGGGCCUACAUUCAAUCCAAAGGCAGGGCCAGGCACUCCAAGGGCUUCUUCUACAUGAUGGUGAAUCACAGCGAAAUGGAUUCGUUCAUUAAAAAGUACAACAAACACCAAGCGAUUGAAAAUAUCUUGAACCAGCUGCUAAUUGGCAAAAAUGACGAACGGGAAGAUCCCUCUCUUGAAAAAAUCCAGGAAAUGUACGAAGAAGAUCCUCUACCGCCCUAUUACGUUAAAGGCACGGACGGUGCUCAAAUCAACAUGAGAACAGCCAUAUCCUUGUUGUGCCAAUAUUGCCAAAGCCUACCAUCCGAUAUUUUCACCGUUCUCGUUCCCGACUGGUUCGUAAAACAAACCGAAAACGAUAUGUACGUUGUUGUGGUACUACUGCCUACCAUAACGAACAUCCCUAUGGUGGAGGGGAUUCCUAUGAUGAAUAAAAAGCUGGCCAAAAGAGCGGCUGCUUACGUGACCUGCAUAAGGCUUCACCAACAAGGCGAAAUCGACGAUCACCUGUUCCCCAGAAAGAGAACCGUAGAGCCCGAGGACGUGGAGUACCUGUUCACUCACAUCCCCAAAAACGACCACAAACCGUCCAAAAAACACAACGUGAGAAGCCUGCACAAGAAACUGAUACCCGAAUGCGUUCGAGAACAAAUACGACCGGCCACUCACGUUUACUUGCACAUCAUCCAGCUACAGCCCGAGUACAACAAGCGCGUCUCGAGCAUCAACGACUCCACGUUGUACGACAUGCAGUUCGGCGAUUCGUGUUACGGUUUGAUUACGGCCAAGCCGAUGCCUUCGCUGUGCGAUUUUCCCAUCUACGAUAGCUUCGGAACCAUCAUGGUGUCGCUGGAAGUCAACCGGGGUACCGUCGUGUUGACGGAGUCCGAUCUGUCGCACGUCAAGCGGUUCCACGUGGACGUGCUGGACGGCGUGUUGGACGUGUUGAAGCCGUUUGUACUGUUCGAUAACGGAGACGAGCCGGAGAUGAUGUUGCUGGUUCCGGUCGAUAGGGAAUCCGGUCGCGUUGAUUGGGAUGUGUUGAGGAAAGAGCACGUUUUUCAUCAGAUCGCGGAGUUAAGUUCCAGCGAGAAGGCGAGUUUGGUGGUGAAUAGGGAUACUUAUUUGAACAAGAUCGUCCACCCGUGGUACAGGAGGGAUAAUACUACGUAUUUGGUUACUGAGGUUUGCGAGAGCAAAAACGCCGAUUCUCCCUUUCCCGAUAACGGAUUCUCCACGUUCAGGGAAUAUUUUCAAAAGAGGCACAAUAUUACUUUGGUGAAUCCCGCAUUACCGCUGCUUCUGGUGAAAUCUGUAACGAAAAACGUCAAUUUUGUCAAGCCUAAAACCAAAACAGCGGUGAAACGAAAGUACACAAACGAAGAAUUGGCGGAAUACCUACCGGCGGAAUUGGUGGUGAGGCAAGAAUUUCCCGGCAAUUUGUGGAUACAAGCCAAAUUUCUGCCCACCGUUCUCAGUAAAAUCUCCUUUAUACUUCAAAUAGAAGAAUUGCGGUGCACCAUAGUCACCGAAAAGGAGGGCUUAGGGCGCAGAAACGUCACUGUCAGGCGACCCCUCGCCCUCGACAAGACCCUACUGACCUACGAACCGUACACGGAAGAUCACCAUUCCGAAUUGCCCCCGUCUUCCGAAGAGGACACGCCAAUUUCGUCCUUGCUGAAAGUCAACAAGGACUUCAACAACAAGAAGCUCGAAUCUCAGUACCCCUGGAAGGAUAUCGAUGAGCCCAUCGACAUCGAAAGGAACGUCAACGUCAGUUCGAUGGACAUCGAACAUUACGAAGCAUUCGUCAACCAGCGACUGGUCGGGUCUUCUAGGGAGCUGAAGAACAUCGUACCGCACGCCUCUCCUCAACGACUGGCCUUGACCUAUCUGAAAACCGUCGACAUCGUUACAAUUAAGCUGCUCGAACUACCGGUUUCCGAACAAGAGGGGCCGGAAUUGUGCGAAUUUUACAGAGCCCUCACGUCGGCCAAAGCCAACGACAUAGUGAACCUGGAGCGCCUCGAAACGCUCGGGGACUCCUUCAUCAAGUACAUGACCACCGUGUACAUCUAUCUGCGCUUCCCGCAGUACGACGAAGGCCGCUCGACGGCGCUCAAAGGGAAGAUGGUGAGCAACCGGAACCUGUUCUACCUGGCGCGCCGGCGCCGCAUCACCGGCUGCAUCCGGUUCCACGACGUGAAGAAGGACGAUUGGCUGCCGCCCGGCAUGACGGUGCCCGGCGAGAUGCGCCGGCGCAUCGAAAGCGAGGAAAUGUCCGUCAACGCGCUGAUCAAGCUCGGGCUGACGCGCGACGAACAGGUGACCGGCGAAUUGAGCGACACCACCAAAGAGGAGAUCCUGAACAACCGCGACUCGGUCACCGAUUCGGAGGAGUCCGCUUACUAUUCGAUGGCGCCGUUUUUGAAGAGCCGGUACAUGAGCGAGAAACAGGUCGCCGAUGCCGUCGAAGGUCUGAUCGGGUUGCACUUCAAAGCGCUGUCGUUGAAAGGCGCCGUGAGGUUCAUCGAAUGGUUGGGUUUGAUACCGGAAUCGGAGCGUUUGGAGGAACUAACGGCUCGCCCGCCGCCGCCGCCCGCUUUGACCAGCUGCGCCUUGUCCUCGGAGCAAAUCAGGAGGCACCUGCCGUCGUACAGGGACAUCGAGAGGCUGAUCGGGUACGAGUUCAAAGACAAGGGGUACUUGUUGCAGGCGAUGACGCACGCCACCUACUCGCCCAAUCGCCAGACGAGGUCGUACGAGCGGCUGGAGUUCGCCGGCGACGCGGUGCUCGAUUUCCUGAUUACUUGCUACAUAUUCGAGAACUGCGAGGAUAUGGACCCGGGCAGGAUGACCGAUUUGCGAUCGGCUUUGGUGAACAACGUGACGUUCGCCAGUUUCCUGGUCAGGCUCGGGUUGCACAAGUACAUACUGUUCGCUAACAUGAAGUUGCAGUCGAAGAUCGACAGCUUCGCGAAUUUCAUGGAGCAGAAGAACUACGUUAUCGACGACGAAGUGCUCGUGCUCAUGGAGGAAGAUGAGGUUUAUAUGGCCGAAUCUGUGGACGUGCCGAAGGUAUUGGGAGAUGUGUUUGAAGCAGUAAUGGGAGCUGUAUACUUCGAUAGCAAUUUCGAUUUAUCGAAAGUGUGGAAUAUAGCUUAUAAAAUAAUGUGGAAGGAAAUAAACGCGUUCUGCAAUAACGUUCCAUUAAAUAUGGUCAGGGUCAUUAAUGAACGGACGAGCGCUCACCCUACUUUCGGGAAAUCUUUUGCAACCGAAAAUGGGCGAACGAUGGUGCCUCUGGAGUUCUCGCUGAAAGGGGAAAGGAAAAGAGUGAACGGGUUCGGUAUGAACAAAGCGGCUGCGAAACGGGCGGCGGCUAAAUUAGCAUUGAAAAUGCUGAAUGAUGCGAGAGAUAACUGAUUUUUUUUGUUAUUUUUAUGUCGAUUUGACUUGUUUACUACAGACUGAUGCGUAUAAUUAUUGAUUUUUUACGUACAUGAGUUAAGUGGAUUGAGAUGCAUGUUAUUACUUUAAUAAGUAAUAAAGUGUUUCAGUUUGUAUAAUUAUAUAGUCCUGAUAUGAGGGAUGAAAUACGUAUGUAUGUCAAUUAAUUAAAUUAAUUAUAAAACUACAAAGUUCUAUUAAGUUAAUCUCGUAAAUGUGUUAAUAGCAUUUAUAUUAUGAUAUAUUAUGUUCAUCUAUGUGUUGUAUUCUACCCCAAUUUUUGUUAUAACUACAUAUUAUAUAUUUUAAAUGUA